CAAGCAUCGAAGGUAAAAAUAAUUUGGCUGAAAUGUAUUUUAAAAGUAUUAAGGACAUGGAAGCAGUUUUUGCCUCCGGAAUUAGAUGACGAAGAUGGCUUGUUUCUAUGAUAUAGUAACAAUUACACUCUGGUGGUCUUUGUUUUCAAUACAGUAUUUUUACUUAAUUUUUGGAUCUUUUCAAAAAAAAAACUUGAACGGCUUCCUUAAAUACACCAACCAUGAAUCGAAAUCACCAGCAUUGGCUUCCGACUCUACAAUUGCUAACUGGGUCAAGAACGUAUUACAAUUGUCCGAUGUUGAUACAACAAAAUGCAAAGCUCAUUCAACACGUUCUUCGAUCAGUACCAAGCCUUUUUAGAAGAAAUUGACACUAGAAAGUUAAAACAUCAUGCAAACUGGAGUCAGAGGUCAGACACGUUUGAGAGAUAUUACUUUAAGCCAAAAGAACAGCAUAUAGAAGGUACCAGAAUCGCCAAAGCGAUGUUCCAACAAACUACAUUCGCAAAAUGGUAAACAUUAAUAUACUCUUUUGGAAAGGUUCAAAGGUUUAUUAUUAUGAAAUAAAAGAAUUGAAUCUUUUAAUGUUCAAGGCUUUUCGGAAUUUUCAACACGAGUUGAGCAUGUUUAGCCUCAUUUAGUCUAAUGAUCUUCGGCUUGACGAUUGUACAUGAUGAAUUUUCAUUUGAUUUUGCUCGGUUGUCAAUCAUUAUAUCUUCAAUUUUACUUCUAUAGUCCCGUUUUAGAACUUCAAUAUCAUCAAGAGUGUUUUGUAACUGGAUCCAAAAAAACGUAGUGAGUAUUGAGGUUAAAAUAAGUCAAAGUGUUAUUGUACGGUCAAGUUUAAGUGCAAGCAAAUAAACGCCAUCAGUUCAUUGUACAUACGCUAUUUCCAGAAAGAGAUGUCGCGCUAACUUGUCACUU
Rhizopus microsporus ATCC 52813 is the source of this 924-nucleotide messenger RNA. RefSeq lists its product as uncharacterized. The transcript has 3 exons. Lineage: Eukaryota; Fungi; Mucoromycota; Mucoromycetes; Mucorales; Rhizopodaceae. The record is from RefSeq and is a predicted model, not a curated record. The coding region runs from base 313 to 516 and encodes 67 amino acids.